AUGAUUGCUGAGACAGUCAACGGUACAAUCGAUGACAUGGUCAACAACAACAGCCAUGCUGCUCAUUUAGCAUCCGGGCAUGUUUCCCACAUUAUGGCUAGUGGUGCUACCCCUUCAUCCAACAAUAGCCCCGAGCAUGUUAUCGUAAAUGGAUCGGCAAAUGCUGCUACAACAAAUGAGGCUUCUCGUGGAAAUCCCCUUGCAAACAGUAACACUGGAGGCCUUGGUGGCUCAGGGAUUAGCAAUCGCCUUCCCAAUGGUACACAGCGUAUCGCUACUCAGCAUACUCAGAGCGGCAACUCUGGCAGUGGAGGACAGACUAGCUUCUUGUCUCCUCCCCGUGGUCGCUCAUCGGCAUCUCAGCCGGGUAGCCAACAUUCUGUUCGCUCCCACCCUGUUACUGGUGGUCAACAGUUCUAUACCCCUAUUGGGGUUUCCCAGACCAAUGUUUACAACCCCAACUUGCCUCAGAGUGUUUCCUACAAUUCGGGUCUUUCUCUUGCAAGCCCCAGUCACACUCCGCAACACUACGGCGGACAUCGCAUGAGUGCUUCGCAGUCUACUCCCAACUCGGGGCCUGACCAGUAUUUGACAGAGCCGCGAAAUUACGCACCACGAUUAUCCGCCCACGGUAUCAACAGCUUACCUCCUCCUCCUCGAUUCGACUUGGGUCUGCAGGGUACUCCUAUGACACAUGAGUCCGCCCCCCAGGACCCUUUUGGUAGCCCCGAACGUGCUGAACCUACUGCGUUGAUUCCAUUCCCGAAUCUGCCUCCGCCCGCUGUACAGCAGGCCAUGCUCACAGCCCCUAUGGCCGGGCACUUCACCAGCAACAUGUCGCCUGAGCUAUCCCAGUUGGUAGACACUCCCUCAGGUCUUCCCACCCUUGAGACUGCAAUGAAACCUGAGUUCUUUCCUUUUGCAAGCAGCCUUGGCUCUGCCAAAGCCUCUGUUGCCGGCGCUGUUCGUCUUAAGAACAUACCCUUCUCAACCAAGCGCGCCGAGAUUGUGGCCUUUAUCGGCCGCAAUAGCCGUAUGUUGCCGGAUGUUGAAGAGCCCAUUCACAUAAUCAUGGACAGGGCAACGUCCAAGACCAUGGACGCCUUCGUGGAAUUUGUUACCAUGGAGGAUGCGAUGCGUUGUGCUGAGAAGCACCACCAACAUUCUCAGGCUGGCCGUGUGAGUCGUCUGGGAGAACGCUCCAUUGAGGUUGAGCUAUCGAGUCAGUCUGCUCUUAUGCAGGACCUCUUCCCUCUUGCCCACGGCGUGUUUUGGGACGGCGCAACUCCUAAGGUACUUCCCAACAACCAUCAAGAGCCUUGGGAGAAUUUCAAAGGCUUCAUCUCCCCUGAAGAGAUGGUCAUGCUCGUUAAGCAUGUUGAGGUGCCUCAUCGAUCUCCGUUCUCGAAGGAGUGUCCCCAGCGCCCCUACGAGUGCCUCAUAAGCACUCUCCGCAAGUUUCCCUGGUAUGCCGCUGACUACAUCACCAUUUCUCAACGGGGUGCGAUGUACAAGGCGACUAUCAAGCUCCUUCGUCUGCUCAGCAGAUCAGUCUCGCAGCAGGAUGAUCCUGUCAACCUCACCUCCCAACUUUUUCAGCGAGUUGUUCAGACUGCGAUGCAGUGUCAUGGCUUUACCGCCCUUCAGAAGGAUAACAUUGCCUUUAUGGUUCAGAUGAUCCCCAUGGAGCAGCAGCGCCGUCACCACCAGCCGGCCAACGCAAACUGCUGGGUUCACCAGUACGCCAUCACGCGAAAGCCCGGCGCUCCUCUCGACCUUGUUGAGUGGUACAUUCGACUGAUUCGUGAGCAGAGCACUCGUGAUGUCCUGGUCCGCCCUAUCCAUGAGCGUACCGUCAUCCAGGAAACACUCAAGGAAACUGAUGAGUACUGGGGUUAUUUCUUCAACGAGGUCAACUACAUUCAGGGUCCUCAGUUUGAUCAAAUGACUCUGGAACAGUGUGCCUACCUCGAGCUUUCAGCUAUUGAGCGAAUCCUUGGCCGCGCUCUCGGCUGCAACUAA
Molecule: messenger RNA, 2022 nt
Organism: Fusarium verticillioides 7600
Lineage: Eukaryota; Fungi; Ascomycota; Sordariomycetes; Hypocreales; Nectriaceae
Exons: 3
Coding region: 1-2022 (673 amino acids)
Molecular function (GO): nucleic acid binding
Source: RefSeq, a predicted model, not a curated record